UUAUCAAACUCACCCUCUUUCACUUUUAUGAAUAUCACCAUUGCACACUCUCUCUUCUCUCUCUUAUAAAAAAACCACUCCCAAAUUUUGUGUCUCCAAAGUCAUAUGGAUAAAGGAAGCGCAAUCCUAGUGGCAUUCAUCUGCCUCGUCGCCAGCGUCGGCGGCAUUUCCCCCUCCUCCCCCCCAGCUAAUGCCCCCUCACCCGCCACGUCGCCCGUAGCCACUCCUCCUUCCAACCCCGCCACUCCAGCAACUCCAGUCUCCACUCCUCCCGCUGCAGCUCCGGUCUCAACUCCUCCAGCCUCACCUCCCGUCGUAAGCUCUCCCACCACUCCACCCGCCGCCACCUCCUCUCCAACUGAGGCGCCAGCACCGAGCAAGAAGCACGCCGCCCCGGCUCCUGCUCCUGAGACCGCCGGACCACCAGCACCCCCCGCCGGAGCUCCCGGACCUGGCGCCGACGCCUUCGCCCCUGCCCCUGUCUCUGUCUCUGUCGGUGAUUUGAGUGGGGCUGAGAAAUUGAUGAGCGUGCAGAAGGUGUUGGCUAGUUUUGCAGUGGCCUCAGUAUUUGGGUGGAUGUUGUUCUAGAAACUUGAUUCUUUUUAGUGAAUUUGCGUUUUUGAGUUUCUAUGGGAAUUCGCCAAAUAUUUGGCUCUCUUGGAUUCUUUGUUUGGGUAGAGAGAUUAAUUAAGAGGGACAUAGACGUCGAGAGAGCCCUUUUAUAUUCUUCAUUGCUUUAUGUAUCAAGAGCUACAUAGGUCGUUGUGCUUUUGGGAUGACUUAUACUAUCAUCCUUGUGCACAUUAGUUUUAUCAAACAAUGAACAUUCAUAUGUAACUUUUCUUGAUCACUACACUCCGUUUCACUUGGCUCUAUUUAUUGAAAUCAACUGCUGAGGUUGGAACUAUAUUUCAAACA
Molecule: messenger RNA, 918 nt
Organism: Salvia splendens (bonfire salvia)
Lineage: Eukaryota; Viridiplantae; Streptophyta; Magnoliopsida; Lamiales; Lamiaceae
Product: lysine-rich arabinogalactan protein 18
Exons: 2
Coding region: 106-588 (160 amino acids)
Cellular component (GO): plasma membrane
Source: RefSeq, a predicted model, not a curated record